UAGACUCUAAGCUUGAUAAUCAAAAACAAAUAGCUGCUACAUUGAUAGCGGUUGAAGAGACGAUCAGGGAUCAAAAUUCUCCUUUAAUACCUACAGCUUAUUUCGCUGUUUUAUUAACAACACUUGAAGAGCAUUGUAAUAAUUCCAAAGAUCCCGGAAAUGAAAUACAUGGAGCAAUUCUUUACCUUUUGAAUAUCACACUACCUAGUAUAUCUCCUACAAUAUUACUUGGCAAAUUUUCUCAAAUUAUGCCAAUAUUAUUACAAGAAUUAGAUUCCAGCAAAGAUGAUUCGGCAAUUGUUCGAUCUAUCACGGGCUGUAUGGAAAGUUUUCUAGUUACUCAAGAUCGCAAUACAUGGAAUCAAUUAUUAGCAAAAAGAUCUUUCCAAGCAUUAUUAUUCCUUUCUAUAGAUCAAAGACCUAAACCAAGAAAAAGAGCUCAAGAUGCUGUGCGGAAAAUUCUGAAUUGCCCACCUCCUCCAAUGGUUAAACAUCCUAUGAUUGGUCUAACCACCGAAUUCUGUCAAAGAAUUCUUAAUGAAUAUUCAAAAACUGAUCGUCAAUCGAUACAUCAUAUUUUAGCUCUUUUAAAAUCAAUUACUGGGAAAUGGCCUGUUCAAAAUCUUAGUCAAUUAUGUGAAUUAUUACUAAAUUUACAGAAACUUAAUGAUGCACUUAUCACUAUCGCUACAUAUCAAGUAUUUGAUGGAUUAUUUCAAUAUCACAGAAAUGGAUUUGAAAAGUUUGGACUUGAAGAAUUAUUAAAAUCUCAUGCCGAACUUAUGCCAAAUAUACAAGAUGCACAAUUAUUACCGCAUUGGCUCACUAUAGUUGGCAAAGGCUUUACGACAUAUUCUGAGAUUGAUUCAGACAGAUGUGCUGGAAUUUUACGUAAUUUUUUUAAAGCCAUAUUUCCUGUCCUGGAAGUUAACAAUUCUGAUAUUCGAGUUGCUGCCACGAAUUGUCUUGUCGAACUUAUCACACAUGGCAUUACUGAUGAUAUUGUUCAGGAAACGUUUCGUGAAGGACAAUUAGAUUCAGAGAAAAAACAAUUAUUGGAUGAAAUAAUUUUAAUAGUUAAAAAUGGGUUCAACUUUCGUUAUCAGACUGCAUGGCCUUGUAUAUUAAAAAUUUUGGAAUCAUUAUUUCAACGAUUACAAAGAUCUUCACAAAAACUCUUGGGUAAUUUUCUUAACAUUGUAGAAGAAUUAAGAAUGAAUUCAGAUCCCGAAUUAAAGGAUGCGGCUGAUAAAACCUUAGGUGCCGCAAUCGCGAAUAUGGGACCUCAGACAUUCCUGAACAUUUUACCAUUGAAUUUAGAAAACCCUGAUAAUAAUAAAAAUAAUGGUCGUGCAUGGCUUUUACCGUUACUUAAAGAUCAUAUUAUAAAUACUGAACUUGGUUAUUUUAUUCGAGAACUUGUUCCUUUGAGUGAGAGACUUGCUCAAAAAUCCUUACAAUUUCAGAAUCAAGGUCGGAUGAUAGAAGCAAAAGUUUACGAGACAUUAGUUCAACAAUUAUGGGCACUUUUACCCGGAUUUUGUGAUCUUCCUUUGGAUUUACCUCAAGCUUUCACAAGUGUUACAGCUGAAUUGUUUAGUAAUAUGAUUUAUCAAAAACCUGAACUUCGACCGACUAUUGCUCUUGCAAUUGAAAACUUGAUCAAGAAAAAUCGUGCUAUUAUGGAAUCAAAUGAAGAUAAUAGUAUAUUAAUGAAAAAAUAUGAUUUAGAUAAAACAUUAGCUGAAAAAAACCUUCAACUCUUGACUAAAUAUGCCAAAAAUUAUUUGGCAGUGUUCUUCAAUGUGUUUAGUCAAACACCUACAGCAUAUCGAGCAUAUAUAUUGAAUGUUAUUAAAGUUUACCUGACUAUUACACCACCUAAAGAUAUUUCUAUAACAUUUAGUAAAGUUUUGAAUUUAUUGAAGCAAUCUCUUUCAAACAAUACUCCACAACAAAGCAAUGAACAAUCCAUAUCCGCAAUUCCUCCAAUGUCUUAUACCAUGUUGGAUUUAUCAAUUAUAAUGAUACCAUAUUUGGAAAUUGAUUCUGUUAAGCAAUUAUACGAAGUUAUCACUGCAUUAUUUUGCAAUGAAGACUCAACGUUACAAAAAAAAGCAUACAAAGUAUUAAAUAUAAUUGUAGAGAAUGAAAAUAGCAAAUUGGUGAUAUUACAGAAUAUUGACGAUUUACAAAAUAAAUUGAUGAACGAAGGCGGUAUAAUAAUUAUGAGCAAAGUUGCAGAAACAGAUCCAACAGCACAAGAUGUAGAUGCUAAUAUUAAUGAAUUUGUAUUCAAGAUGGUUGUUGCUGGACUAGCUGCAACUACCCCUCACAUGAUUAGUGCUACGAUUGCGUCGUUAACGAGAUUAAUUUUUGAAUUCAAAUUUGAUCUUGAUCAAUCAAAUCUCCAUCAAUUACUUGAUACUAUGGAUAACUUUGUAAAAUGUACAAAUCGUGAAAUUGUUAAAUCAGCAUUGGGAUUUGUCAAAGUUGUAACUACAUCACUUGACGUUGACUUUUUAGUUUCACAUUUAUCACAAAUUAUAUUAGGAAUUCUUACAUGGUCUACAGAGCAUAGAAGUUUCAAAUUUAAAGUUAGACACAUUUUUGAGCGAUUAAUACACCGGUUUGGAUUUGACACGAUAGAAAAACAUGUACCUGAAAAUGAUCGAAAAUUAUUGUCAAAUAUUCGCAAAAGAAAAAAUCGAGCCAAACGUAGAAAGAAUAUGGAUUUGGAUAAUGAUGAUGAAAAACAAGAUAUAGAAGUAUCAGUUAGCAAGCAAAAAAAGAAAAGUUCUAUGUCUAAUGACGCGUAUGAAGAUGUAUUAUAUGGAAGUGAGAGUGAUUUUGAAGAUUCUGAACAAGAAGAAGAAGUUUCAACCAAAUUAAGAUCUUCGAAUAUGCGCAGUAAAAAGGCACCUGUAUCGUGGAUAAAGGAAGAUAAUGAUUCACCAGUGGAUUUUUUGGAUAAAAGUUGUAUUUCAAAGAUCAUUGGAUCAAACCCUAUUAAUCGAAAAACAACAAAACGUGAUACGUCAUUAUUUAAUGAAUUCAAUAAAACAAAUGAUGGUCGCAUGAUAAUCAAUGAAUCUGAUGAGGAAUCUCAAGGUUCUGAUAUUGAGAUGAACGAAUCAGACAAUUAUUAUUUAGAGGCACAACGAUCUAGUGUUGGUUUUACACGCGGUCAAGGAAGUAAAGUUAAAUUCCACAAGGGGCAGAGAGACAGUGAUAAUGAUAUGGAAUUGGAUGAUUUCGAACCCAUUGACAUUGUUGCAAAAAGAAACAAAAAAAAUCGAUCCAAACGAAAUAUUAUCACAGUUGGCAAGGAAUAUAAAGCGAAAAAUGCAGAAGGUGAUGUGAAACGAAAAGGAAAGCCAGAUCCUUAUGCUUACGUUCCACUUACAUCAGAAAGGUGA
Racocetra fulgida is the source of this 3419-nucleotide messenger RNA. The record is from the annotation of a GenBank genome assembly. NCBI's taxonomy places the organism in Eukaryota, Fungi, Glomeromycota, Glomeromycetes, Diversisporales, Gigasporaceae.